CACUGUGUUGUGUUUGGUUGGAGGAAUCUGAGGGGAAAAAAGAAAAUGAACAUGAAAAACACUUCUUCCUCCCAGCUUAGAUUGUAGGUGUGUGUUUCCAACCGGUACACGCUUUCUUUGAUAAGGUCUAGGUGUCGGAACAAUACGUGAGAGAACAAAAAUUCGCUCCCAACCCUCUCUUCAUCGCAUCGCCUGUGUAGAAAAAAUCUUUCGCUCUUCACCGCUGGCUUACGAAACAAUCCGCGAAUCUUUAUUUGCACUAUGGAUCUCUCCAUGGAACAUUACCCUUAUGGUUCGCGUAAAGAUGUCAUGGAAAUUAUAAAUCGUUACCCCCAUAUUACGGUACGAGAUAUGGAGAAUCUUUUCAUCUCUGAAGGCCCAUUUGUGGCAAGGUGUUUGCGCGGCACUGACAUUCUCGGAUUCAUGGAAAGGUGGUUUAUUCAAGAUAUCAGUUUCGAUCGUGAAACCGCAAAACAGAAAGGCCGAGAACAUGUUCAAGCUGGGCCUUUACUUCAUGUGCAUUCAGUACGUGUACAGCCAAAAUCUCCAGAAAAUGGACCCCUACAUGUAUAUGGUACGAUUCGGGUUCAGUAUCAAAAUAUCGCUAGUGGAGACAAGGUGCAGCUUGUUGUUUACGAACGAAGUGCCAAUGAUGCAGACUACAUAAGCCCGAGUGGUGGCGAUUUAGUUCUUUUUGGGCCUCAUAUUUCCCAUACUGGGAUUACUGGCAACUGUGAUUUGAUAAUGCCUUUGUACAAUACAGCUAUAGAAGUUGAUCUCUAUCUCAAAAUUGGGGAUUUUCCCCAUUCGUUUGCUCAUGAAAAGUUUUUGGUGGGGGGUACAACUGAAGGCGAUGUUGAGGAAUUGAGAUCCAAAGAAUUCCAGGAUACACUUUGCUCCGCUACCUUGAGUUAUAUUAAAAUGCCAUUUGCUGCCCUUUGCGAAGUCGAAGUUCUAUUCGAUAGCAAAAACGAGGGCAUAGUUGUUAAUCUUGCUGGAAAAAUUGUUGCACGAUAUAAGAACACCUUUGGAAACUAUAACUCAGAACCGUGCGUUCUUUUUGAGAAGCAGAAUGGCUUUGAAUCAGUAAAGAUGAAUAAUAAGCUCGGUAUGUCAAGAAAAUUGUUGGGGUUGCCUGCAUAUUCGUCACUUGAAGUUGAGCUGGACUUGAUUAACGUCAACACAAAAAAGCCUAUUAAGAAAACAUUUACAUGUUUCAAUGAGGAUGGCGUAUUUGGUGGUGAUCGUGUAGUGGACGUGGAGGGCGAUUUUGUGAUUAAACUGAUAAGAGAGUUGAUUUCAUAUCCACAAAGGUCAAGUGUGGACAAAAUCAAGGCUAAUAAUGAAAUGUCAUUAUACAACACUGGCAAUCCUAGGUAUGAUGUAGGUCAAGAGAGUACGCUGAUACCAUCAAUGUUCGUAGAAUUCUACUCAAUCUUUAUUGGCCGUAAAAAAAUGGGGUCGGCAUUAAAAAUUUUUGGCACUGUUGAAUUGUCUUCUGGUAAGAAUAGUCACUACCUGUUCAAGAGGACAAGUGAUGAUGGUGUGGAAAUAGAAGAUUCACAGAAAGUGUUACCAUUGGGAGAUGUGCAUAUGAGACUUGAUGAAUAUAGCAUGCCUGAAUUGAAGGUCGAUUUAAAAGAUGUUCUUGGGAAAUUUCAGAUUAGAGGUUUUGCUAGCCAUGACCGUAUAUAUGACUCCCAAAUAUGUUCUGUGUUUCCGGGAGAAGAGGGCUUUUGUGCAUUGCAUUACUCCAUUUUCUCAAGAGCUUUUCAAGCAAAAAUCGAGAUCUUUGUCAAGAAUAAAAGUGAUCAUAUCGGGGGUGACACAGUCUAUGGAAGUGCAAUUGCGUGGUAUAGCAAUUUUGACUACCCAACUGAGUUUGAGAGAGAUUAUUUUCAGAGUGUGCUUUUCAAAAAGACCGAGAAGAAUUCAGUACGAUUAAAGGAUGAUGGGAGAGUACCACUUUCUCGCUGUGUAGUUGCGGUUCCAAUGGGUUCGUCCCUCAUUAUUCAUGUAAAUUUGCGUGGCACACGUUAUCAUCUCUCGUGCACCGAGGCGUUCAUGAUUGGAAGUAACUCCUUCAACCAACCGAUUAAUGAUCAUGAUCUUGACAUCAAGUUGACUUGGAGUGAUGGAUUGCACGAUGGGGGGAAUGAUUCAGACAAAGACAAGGAUUGCAGGAUGGGUAGAGUGAAUCAGACAAAGACAAGCGUCAAGGGACAGCAACCUGACCAGCUCAAUUGGGGGAGUGAUUUAGACGAAGACGAGGAUUGCCGGAUGGGUGUAGUAAAUCAGACAAAGACAAGCGCCAAGAGAAAACAACCCGAUCAUCCUAAUGGGUGGAGCGAUUUGGAGAAAGACGAGGAGUUACCUUCCCAAGGCAUGCUAGUAUGAAGAAGUCGCCGUUCCGAUGCAUCCCUCUGCCUAAACUUUGGGUUGACAUUUGCGGUUCUUUGGAUGUUAAGUAUUUGGUCGUGUUUUUCUUCUUUUCAGCAACUCCGAAUGCGUUUUAAAUUGAUUAAAUUAUCAUAUUGUGCGACUACAUAUUUACAUUAUAUACUGAUGAUGACUGUAUCCUCUCUUAUCCAAACACCUGCCAUUCUAUGCUUUCACUAUUUACUACUUCAUCUUUUAUUUAAAAAAAUCAACUCCCUCUAUAUUU
Cuscuta campestris is the source of this 2665-nucleotide messenger RNA. The record is from the annotation of a GenBank genome assembly. Lineage: Eukaryota; Viridiplantae; Streptophyta; Magnoliopsida; Solanales; Convolvulaceae.